AUGUUACUCCAUUCUUAUAAAGAGACUUCGCAAUUACCAGAGGUAAUAGCCAGGGAAAAUGGCCAUGAGGAGACUGCAAAGUUCCUUGCAGACAUAACUAGGAGGUAACUUUAAAAAUUCUACCCUUUUACCUGGUUGUAAACUAUCUUCAUAGGUUGUCAGAGAUGCCUUAACGUGCGAGAACGACUUCUAUCCUUUCUACUAGACCUUCUUGACGAUUGUAUGAACAGAAAAAGUUGGUGCAUAUUUUUUUCUCGCUUUUCCUUCCUUUACGUUAAACACUAAAAGGUCUAAUCAAACAAAAAUAUGAUUCACAAAAUGGGGUCUUGCAAGCUUUACAACAUGAAGCCGCUGAUCCUGCUAUACUUUCCCUGUGUUUAUUAAUGAUAACAGGACGAAGUGAAGAUGCAAAUAUAAUGCAAUAAAAGACGACAUCGUUAACUGUCCUUUACAGUCUCUACAGAUUAUCUGAGGAGACAGAGUUUUUCUCACACUACGUCCAAAAAAUUGACUGGUCAGAGCUUGUUUUUCUUGUUGAAAGAGCUCAAGAAAAAGAGAAAGGUGGUAAGAUUUAUGUUUGUGUUUUGUCUUUCCUCUGUGUUUUGUUUUCUUCUUUUUCCUUUUGAGAUGUGAUUAUUAACAAGUAGAUCGGUUAAUAGUUAACAUAGUAAUUAGGGGAAUGCUUAAUCUAAAAUCGUUUAAAUCCUCUCUAAAACUUCUCUUAUUUAUUCAUGAAGUAAAGAAGUGAAAUCGGUGUACAAACUAACUGCAGAAAAACUUCUGAGAGCAAGGAGUUCUUUUCCUUUUCUCUCCACUGAGCUUCCUAUAUUUGUUUGUUUGUAUGCUUGCUUGCUUGCUUAUUUUUUAUUUGUUUUUUUGUUCACUUUACUUUGUUUAUUGCAGUUUUGUUUUUUUGUCCUUUUUUCUGAUUAGACUGUUCACAGUCCCCUCUUUUUUCCGUAAGAUCGUCGAGAUCGAGCGCUUUACGUUAAGGGCAGCCGUAUUGAAUGAGUGUCAAAACUACAUAGGGGGUGGGGGCCCUCCCGCUAAGUAGUUUUGACACUCAUCCAAGUUAGCUGCCCGUAACGCAAAGCGCUCGAUCUCGACGAUCUUACGGAAAAAUAAAGGACUAUGAACAGUCUAUUUUCUCAUAUGACGUUUGUACAUACCGCAUACCUGGCACACACCGAACUCUGAGCUAUUAUUCAUUAAAUGUCUUUGAUUGAAACAGGUGUUGCUGUUGACCAAGGAAACUGUCAGGCUGAGAAUGAUUUGAUCAUUGAUACAGGCUACUUUGGGGAUGUUGAGACGUCUUCCGGUAAUCUGUCACCUCAAUCGAAGCCUGAUUCUGACGAUAACAGCUCAGAAAUAUCUUUUGAAGGUAUUAAUAAUAUCAACUCUUCAUAUGAUCAAACUGAUAUCAAACGUAAUAAAAUUCUGUUGUUGCUGUUGUUGUUACAUUGUUUGUUUUCAGUCAUGGCUAUCCAGUAAAAGUUUAGCAAAGAACCAGUUUUAGAAUAAUUCAUGAGUACUUUCUUUAAAUGUGGAUAGAGACCUUUAGAUUCUAGGACGAGAAUGACUACGGGUACGAGAUUUCACUAAAUUUUUCUUUCGCGUGUUCUCUAAUAAUAGAUACCCCGAUAGCUUCAUUGUACAUCUUUUUCACCAAAAAUAUUAGCACUGUCAUCUUUAUUGAAUGAGGUUAAGCUAUCUCUCAGUCGCAAAAAUAACUUAUAACUUGUGCCCGCUAACACGACAUUCUCGUUGAAACUCGUAGUGAAUGACGACGACUAUCACGUUUUCCCGCCAAAAUGACGCUGGUUCACGCACGCGCUUACUACUUAGUAUUGAGAAAAUGUCGUACUCGUAGUCCUACUCGUCUUGGAAUCUAAAGGUCUCUGAUAAGAGGUUUUUAUACAACGAAGAUUAAGUAUUUUAUUCUUAAUCCAUCUGAGUUAUUCAAAUUGCCUAAGUUUCCCUACAACUAACUAUAAUUAAAGUCAGUGUCACUAAAAUAGUCUAUGGAUUUAAAGGGGCAUGUUACGCUGUUUUCAAUCUUUUUAACGUGUCUUCGCAUCAAUUGAAUUCCAAAAUAAUUUUGAAGUUUUGUUAAUUAAGAAUAUAUUUAGGCAUUAAAACUGUUUCCUGUCGUCGGUUGCUGCGGACGGCAAGGAUCAACGUGGAUUAAAACUUGAAACCUCUUCACGUCUUACUGCUAUGCCUGCAAAAAUAACCGAAACAGUUUUAUGGUUAUAGCUCUUUAUUUAAAAUUAUUUGAUAUCUUCUGCAUACCCGUAAAGGAAAAGGCACUCAGUAAUGACUUCAGCGCAUAAUUUGAUUUGAUUCUGGUCAAUUCAAAUGACCAAAUCGGCAAUAUUCUUGUGGCAUAGCUCCUUUAAGUACGCAGUGCCUUUUAGUCCUAUCUGAUUGUUUCAAAUCCCAGAUUCCUUUGACAAUUUUAUCUCCGAAUGACAGAUUCUUUUGAAGAAGAUGAAACUCAGCUGAAGACAGACGCUUUCAAAAAGUACAGUGAUGAAAAACCAGACUUCCCCUCUCGUGAUCUUUCAGAUGCAAACUUUCCCAAAGAAGGUAAGAGUCCGCUUCAUUACGUGAAAUCUAGAUUUGCUAGAGAAUGGUACUCCGUUUGGCCGGUCUCUGAUUGUUUA
Porites lobata is the source of this 2666-nucleotide messenger RNA. The record is from the annotation of a GenBank genome assembly. NCBI's taxonomy places the organism in Eukaryota, Metazoa, Cnidaria, Anthozoa, Scleractinia, Poritidae.